Patiria miniata (bat star) is the source of this 540-nucleotide messenger RNA. RefSeq names its product perlucin-like. The transcript has a single exon. NCBI's taxonomy places the organism in Eukaryota, Metazoa, Echinodermata, Asteroidea, Valvatida, Asterinidae. Bases 1 to 540 code for a protein of 179 amino acids. The record is from RefSeq and is a predicted model, not a curated record.
AUGGCUGUUUCGAAACUAUCUGGAUUCAUUUUAGCUGUCUUGUUUUUGCGGACCGUGAACGCGGUCUGUCCCCCGAACUGGGUAGAGUACAGAUCACGAUGCUACCACACUUACACCGCAAUGACCUGGGCGGACGCUAAGGCGUACUGCGAGGAACGCGGUUGGGAGAUGUUGGUGAUAGAAUCACCCGAGGAAAACGCCUUCGUCCACGAGGAGCUAACAGCAAGCGGAGGAUGGACACGCGCUUGGCUGGGAUGUAGCGAUGAAGCUCUGGAAGACCACUGGGUGUGUUACUCCGCAGCAGGCGUCGAGGAAAUGAAGUACAUGAACUGGGUUCCCGGCCAGCCUGACAACUAUUACAUCGACGGUGAGCACUGUUUGUCGAUGAGAGACAUUGGCGGAUGGAAUGACAUCCAGUGUCACAAUACAUGCCCGAUUGUGUGCGAGACUAGCAGCAUCCCUAUCGAAGCAGAGCCGACCCGGGUUCUCCCCGCUACGUCCUGCUACGUCUUGGGUGAUGAUGGCCGCAUUCACCCUUGA